AUGCCAAAUCGCAAAACACAUCCUAGGCAAAGUGAGAUGCCAGAUGAGGAAGUAAAUGUAAAUAAUAGAAUUUUUAGUAAAACUAAAGAGUGGAGAGUUAGUAGAUUUAAUGGCUCAGAAGAUAUAACUGAGUAUUUUUGUCAAUUUGAAAUAACCGCAAAAGUAAAUAAGUGGACAUCACAAGAAAAAGCACUAUCCCUUUUGCAUGCACUAGAUGGGAAAGCAAGAGGUGUAUUUCACGAAUUGCCAGAUAUUGACACAGUCACGUAUAACGAGAUUAAAGAGCUGUUGUUUAAACGAUUUGGACCAUCGAACUAUUCAGAAACACACGAGUAUAGUUUAUCGCAGCUUAGAUUACAAAAAGAUCAGAACAUUCGAGAUGUGUCCCAGGAAGUUAACAGACUGUCAAGGCUAUCCUAUCCAGAGUUAAGUAAUGCCAUGAGAGAAAAGUUUGCAGUAAAACAUUUAAUUAAUGCCAUUGGUAAUAAAGAUAUCAUGUUUUAUGUAAAGGACAAAGAACCAAGAACAUUAGAUGAAGUAUGUCAACUAUAUGAAAAAUAUAAAAUUUUAUCAGACGAUGGCAAGAGAAGUCAUUCGAGAUCUUUAAUUCAGAUAGUUCAAGAUAAUGACGAGUUUGAUGAUAAGAAAUCCAAUGUUGUUAAACAGGAUGAUCCAAUUACAAAUAUGAAUAACAAAAUAGAAAAAUUGUUCAGCAUGAUUGAUGAGAUUAAACGAGAUAAACUAAGUUGCAAUAAUAAAAAUGGCAGUAGAAAAGCGAAUAAUAAAGCAGUUUACGAGUGUUGUGGUUCAAAUAUUUUCUUGUUCUUAGGACUAUCCCUAAAUUGA
Molecule: messenger RNA, 846 nt
Organism: Helobdella robusta
Lineage: Eukaryota; Metazoa; Annelida; Clitellata; Rhynchobdellida; Glossiphoniidae
Exons: 2
Coding region: 1-846 (281 amino acids)
Source: RefSeq, a predicted model, not a curated record